Zonotrichia leucophrys gambelii is the source of this 7492-nucleotide messenger RNA. It is a transcript of the gene ALMS1, whose product is annotated as ALMS1 centrosome and basal body associated protein. Gene Ontology annotation, molecular function: DNA strand exchange activity; microtubule binding. Gene Ontology annotation, biological process: DNA recombination. The record is from RefSeq and is a predicted model, not a curated record. Bases 668 to 7129 code for a protein of 2153 amino acids. Lineage: Eukaryota; Metazoa; Chordata; Aves; Passeriformes; Passerellidae. The transcript has 13 exons.
AUGGGUGAUCCCAUCCAACUCUACAUAUUCUAUAAUUCUCUGAUAAGUUUUGUAUUUUGUUUGAUAUUUAUCUGAAGUACUCCUGAGGUUUCUUUCAGGAGACAAUUCUCAUGGAAAUCUUGGUUCAAGUCUCAUCCUAAGGACAGCACCUUAAAUAUUUUCCAGUAUUUGAGUUCUUCCCUCCCUCUGUGUGCCCUGUAGCACAAACAGGAAGGGAUGUUUGCUGUGUUCUGGAGCCUGCAGAUGCUCAUUUGUGUCCUGUUCCUUUGCAGGUGCCUUGCUGCCAGCCUUUGAGCUGUCCCAGGCCAGCUUUGGCUCGGAUGUGUCCCCUCUGAGCGUGUCCCUCUCCGUGGGCUCCGAGACUGGCUCGGAGCAGGAGCAGGACCUGCUGUCCCCCCGGGAGCUCAGUGCCAGCUCCCCCACACUCUCUGGGCACUCCCCAGCCAGCCAGGGCAGCGUGCCAGGCCCCCAGCUGGAGGGGGGAGCCCCAGGGGGCACAGAGGGGUCCCCUGGACCUGCUGGGGCAGAGCAGGACCUGCCCAGCUGCUCCUCGGGCAGGGAUCCCCGGGAUGGGGAGAGAAGGGCUCAGGGUGCCCUUGCUGACCCUGAGUGCAGGAGCUCAGACAGCAGCCAGCAGGGAUGGGCUCUGUCUGGGCUUGGGAAUGACAUGGAAUUGGACAGAGCAUCCUCGAGCUCCGGGGUGGGAAGUGAGAGCAGCCAGGGCCAGGAAAGGGAACCCCUGAUGGGCCCUGAGGCCCUGCAGGAGCUCCGGGAGCUGCUGGCACAGGCAGAGGGUCUGGCUGCCAGCUGGAGCCGUCCUGCUGGCCCCACAGCCUCCUGCAGGGAGCAGGGUGAGAGGGAGGAGGAUCCCAAGGAUGCCAGGUUAGGCCAGGACUGGACCCCAAAGCUGCAGGACACACUGUCAUGGGAUGAGGCCGUGACUGCGAGGGGUGUGCAGGCACAGGAGCUGGACAUGGACCCUCUGGAUUCUGCCAGCUGGCAGCUGGCAUGGGGACACCCUCUGGCUGUCAGCUCCCAGCGCAGGGAAGGGCUGAAGGCAGUGGCCCAGGAGCCAAGGGCAGGGAAAUCCAUGGGGAGGUGGGAGCCAGAAGGGAGCAGCAGUGUGGGCAGGAGCCAGGCUGCCCGUGCAGGGCUGGCACAGAGCACUGCCAGCAGCCUCCCGGGCACUGGCACAGCCCCACAGCCGGGCCAUCCUCCCUCCCUGGAGCCCCUGGCAGUGCCCCCAAAGGCUGCCCGUGUGGGGCUGCCACAGAGCACUGGCACAGCCCCACAGCUGGGCCAUCCUCCUCCCCUGGAGCCCCUGGGCAGUGCCCCCACUGGCCUGGGCAGCUCCCUGGGCUCCUGGGGCCAGGCUGGCAGGGCAGCAGGGACACAGGGCAGCGAGGACAGCAGCAGUGGGGAUUCCCUCAGUGCCCGGGUCAGGAGCCUCCUGAGGAGGGCUGGGCAGUCCCAGCAGCUGGGCAGUGCCCUGGGGGCGGUGCAGGGCAGCCUGCCCAGGGCUGGAGUUGCUCGGAGCCUGCCAGGAGCUGCCCUGAGCCCAGCGGGCAGCAGCAGCAGCAGCGGUGACUCGCUGGCCACGCGUGUCCGCAGCCUCCUGGGCACCACUGCCCCGGCCAGCCGUGUCCUGAAGAGCGCCGAGGAGCACGAGAGGAGGAUCCGAGCCUGGGUGAAGAUGAAACUGGCCAGCCAGUCCCAGGAGUGUGAGGCAGACUGGGAUGAAGAGCCCCAGCUCAGGAUGGAGGCAGUCAAGGCAGAGCUGCUCCCAAAGCCCAGGGAACCUGCACCAGCCAAGGAUCCCUGGCUCUGUGGUUUGGAAGCAGCUUCUGAGUACCUGAGGAAGCAGGAGCAGGACCUGGAGGGUGUGCAGGCUCCCAGGUGUCCCAGGGACAGGCAUGGACAGCUCUCCAGGACCUGGGAACUCCUCCAGCCCCGUUCACCACCAGCAGCACCAUUCCCUAGAGCUGACCCCUGGCAUUCCUCCCUGCUGAAGGAUCUGCACCUGAAACCGUGGGGUGCUGCUGAGCUGAAGGACCUGCACCUGAAACCUUGGGGUGCUGCUGAGCUGAAGGACCUGCACCUGAAACCUUGGGGUGGUGCUGAGCUGCAGGACGUGCAGCUGAAACCUUCUGGUGUUGCUGACCUGCAGGACGUGCAGCUGAAACCUUCUGGUGUUGCUGACCUGCAGGAUGUGCAGCUGAAGCUCUACAGUGCUGCUGACCUGCAGGACAUGCAACUGAAGCCCUGGGGUGCUGCUGAGCUGAAGGACAUGCAGCUGAAACCCUGGGGUGCUGCUGAGCUGCAGGACAUGCACCAGAAGCCCUGCAGUGCUGCUGAGCCACAGGAGAUGCAGCUGAAGCCCUGGAACACUGCUGACCUAAAGGAUGUGCAGCUGAAGCUCUACAGUGCUGCUGACCUGCAGGAUGUGCACCUGGAACCUUCUGGUGCUGCUGACCUGAAAGACAUGCACCUGAAGCCCUGGAACACCACUGACCUGCAGGAUGUGCAGCUGAAGCCCUGCAACACUGCUGAGCCACAGGAGAUGCAGCUGAAGCCCUGCAAUGUUGCUGACCUAAAGGACAUGCUCCUGAAGCCCUGCAAUGCUGCUGACCUGCAGGAGAUGCACCCAAAGCCCUGCAACACUUCUGAGCCACAGGAGAUGCAGCUGAAACCCUGCAGUGCUGCUGAGCUGCAGGAUGUGCAGCUGAAGCCCUGGAACACUGCUGAGCCACAGGAGAUGCACCCAAAGCCCUGGAACACUGCUGACCUACAAGUGCCCACCCAGCACCCAGCCAUGGGGCACCCCAGUGCCAGGGCAGAGCCCUGUGCCCCUCUGGCACAGGCCCCCCGUGCAGGGAGCCCUGCAGCUGCCCUCUCUGCCCACGGGGAACUGGGCAAGCCCAGCACCUUCCUCACCCUGUGCUCCCAGAGCCUGGCACACAGCCCCAGCCUGGCCAGUGUCCUGCCUGGGCAGCACAGGCUGGGCACAGGGCACAGAGCUGGGAGUGCUGCUGCUGAGGCUCCUCCUGCCCCUGCUGCCAGGGCUGCAGCUCCUGAGGAACCAGCCCAGCAGCCCAGGAGCAUCCAGGCUGGGAAGGGACAGACCCUGAGUGCCAGGCAGCCCCAGCUCCUGCCUGCAGCUCUGGGGCACAGACACAGUGCCAGGGAGCUCAGCCAGGAAACAGAGCCAUCCAUUGAACCCUCUGCUCUGAGCCCAUCCCUGCAGGAGGAGAUCCCACCUGGGCCCACCCAGUUCCGGGAGAUCCCACCUGGGCACACCCAGCUCAGGGAGAUCCCACCUGGGCCCACCCAGUUCCGGGAGAUCCCACCUGGGCCCACCCAGCUCAGGGAGAUCCCCCCUGGGCCCACCCAGCCCCAGGAGAGCUCAGAGGGCCCAAGAGCAGCUCCACAAAGGGGUUUGCUGAAGGGCCCCAGUGAUGUGUUGGCUGAGGGGAGGAAAAGCCCUGAGGAGCCACCUCUGGUUCCAGAAGAGGUUGUGAGGGAGCAGAUGGGUCCUGCUCAUCUUUUACCUGCAGAGGAAGCUUUGUCCGCCAUUCCAGAAGAGGCUGUGAGGGAGCAGAGGGGUCCUGCUCACCCUUUACCUGCAGAGGAAGCUUUGUCCACCAUUCCAGGAGGGGCUGUGAGGGAGCAGAUGAAUCCUGCUCACCCCUCACCUGCAGAUGAAGCUUUGUCCACCAUUUCAGGAGGGGCUGUGAGGGAGCAGAUGGGUCCUGCUCACCCCUCACCUGCAGAUGAAGCUUUGUCCACCAUUUCAGGAGGGGCUGUGAGGGAGCAGAUGGGUCCUGCUCACCCUUCACCUGCAGAUGAAGCUUUGUCCACCAUUCCAGAAGAGGCUGUGAGGGAGCAGAUGGGUCCUGCUCACCCUUUACCUGCAGAUGAGGCUUUAUGCACCAUGCCUGAAGCUCCCUCAUCACCAGUGAAGAGAUUCCUGAGCUGUGUGCACAUCACCCUCUCCCCCAGGGUCCAUCACCCCAGUGCCAGCAGUGCUGGGAAUGGGAUCAAGGUGUGGGACAAACCACCAAGGAAGGCUCAGACAGUGACUUUACAAGCAGCUCCAGAAUCUUCAGUGGGAGGUGUUCCUAAAUCCCCUCGUGCUGAGGGCAUUCCCAGCCCAGCUGAGCCUGUGGCACAUCCCAGCCAGGUGCAUUCCCCCAGGCAGGAACUGCAGGGCAGGACCAGAGCCCGGCUCACACAGGGCAUCCCCAGCUCUGCCACACCUGCCAGAAGGACUUCUGAUGCUGCCACCCAGAUCACCACGGAGAGUCCCACCAAAGCCACGUUCUCAGCAGAAAUCUGUGUGGAUCCCCAGGAAGGGGGAAGUGCUGCCCUGCAUCCAUCACUCCCCAGUGCCCCUGGAGCUCCUGGGACUGCAGCUCCACCCCACAAGGCCCCCGGAGCUCCUGGGACUGCAGCUCCAUCAAACAAGGUCCCUGGAGCUCCUGGGACUGCAGCUCCAUCAAACAAGGUCCCUGGAGCUCCUGGGAUUGCAGCUCCAUCACACAAGGCCGCUGAAGCUCCUGGGAUUGCAGCUCCAUCACACAAGGCCGCUGAAGCUCCUGGGAUUGCAGCUCCAUCACAUAAGGCCCCUGGAGCUCCUGGGAUUGCAGCUCCACCCCACACGGAGAUUCCCCCCUUCCCAAGGCAGCCUGCCCAGCCCCUGCUGCUGCCCUACAAGCCCUCAGGAAGCUCUGGCAUGUACUAUGUGCCUUUCCAGAGAGCAGGAGCCAGCGUGGAGCCCAGCACAGCCAGAUACCACUCAGGCUCAGAGGACGCUCCUGCUCCAGGGAUCCUGGCCCAGGUGCUGGCUCUGGGGGAUGAGCCCCCUGCAGCCAGGGCAGCUGCCCAGCACAAAGGGACAGCCCAUGGGCACAGGCCUAAGCUGGCCUGGGCUGAGGGGCACAGGACACCACUGGAACAGCCUUCAGAGCUCCCAGCUGGUUCUCAGCGUGCAGAACCCUCCCGUGGUGUCCCUGAGCCCUGUGCCAUGCCCACCAGGCAGAGCUGCAGCCAGCAUGCCUGGGAGCCCUACAGGGACAGGGCUGGAGCUGGGCACGCUGCCCUGGGCACAGCAGGGCACUUCUUUGCCCUCCCUGCAGAGGCUGACGACAGCAGGAGCGAGGAGCUGAGUGCCAGGGGGUCCUUUGGGCACGGGGCAGCUGGCACGGGGCUGCACCAGGGCACUGCUGGCACCGAUCCUGCCCCACGGGGCCAAGCUGCUCCCCUGCAGGACAGCCUGGGGAUGGCACCACGGCAGAGGGGCCAUGCCAGGGGCGGCCUGGACGAGCUGUGGCUGAGGUUCCUGGAGCGCCAGGGCACACAGCAGCAGCAGCAGCUCAGGAGGAAUGGGGAGCUGAGCCUCGUGCAGCGCCUGGAUCGCCUGGCCAGGCUCCUGCAGAACCCCAUCAGGCACACCCUGGCACCCACAGCUGCUGGGGAGAGGGCUCCUGAGCAGGAAAUGCAGGGGAGGGAGCAGCCAGAACCUGGGCUGGCAGGAAAAGCCAGGUCUGGGAGCAGCACGGAGCCAAGGGGACCACGACUGGGACAGAAGCCACGUGUGAGCCAUGGCAGCAGCAGCCAUGGGGAGUCCAGGGCAGGGCAGAAGGUGAUCCAGCACCUGAGCAGGAUCCUGGAGGAGCAGCAGCCCCAUGGCAGCAUCCUGGAGGAGCAGCAGCCCCUGGGCAGCAUCCUGGAGGAGCAGCAGCACGUGGGCAUGCCGAGUGACAGCUCCUCAGAGAGCAGGCUGAGCGGGGAGCCCAGCAGCUGCAGCACCUGCAGCACCUCUGCGUGGGACACGGGGACAGGGCUGGACACCUCCCCUGCCUCUGGGGACAGCAGCUCCCUGUCCCUGUCCACCAUUGACACAGCCAGGCUGCUCCAGGCCUUUGGGCAGCACAGGGUGGCCCCAAGCACUGACACCCCCAGCCCAAAGCUGUCCCCAGAGCUGUCCCCGAGGCUGGCCCGGCUGUACCGUGCCAUCAGCCAGCAGAAGAGGCGCUCUGAGAAGUGGCAGGAGCACAGUGGAGCAGCAGUGCCUGCAGGAUGUCCCCAGGGAGCUGCUCAGAGCCUCGGGAAGGGCCAGCAGAGCCAGAGCACUGUGCCCUUCUCAGACUCCACCUGUGCCAGCAGCAGCUCCUGGGGGCCCAGCUGUGCCCUGAGCCACAAGAGACGGGCUCGGAUGCUGAACAAAGGGAUCCAGGCAGGGGACCUGGAGAUCGUCAGCAGUGCCACCAAGAGGAACACCAGGGACGUGGGGGUGACCUUCCCCACGCCCAGGAGCAGCCAGCAGCUGUGGGAGCCUUCGGGGCAGGGCCAGGGCACAGCGUGGCAGCAGCCCCGGGCACCGCCGGGCAGGAUCCUGACAGACACACGGACCAGGAGGAGCAGGCUGCACUUCCAGCAAGGGGCUCCGUGGCUCGUCCCAGCAGAGGACUUGGAAUGUGAAUCAAGGAAAGAAAACCAGUGCAGUGCCCCUUCUGGCCCUGGGCCAGCCUGGUUUGAGCCCUGGAGCAGCACAAAGCCCUGGAGAGAGCCCCUGAGGGAGAGGAACUGGGAGGAGCAGCCCAGGCUGGGCCAGGGAGCAGUGACAGCCCCGGGGGCUGGCAGGGGGCUGGGGCAGCCCCUGGGCAAGCUCACCCUGCAGGAGGCGCUGGCCCUGCACCGUCCCGAUUUCAUCUCGCGCUCGGGGCAGCGCCUGCGGCACCUGCGGCUGCUCCGCGAGGAGAGGAGGCUGCACAAAGCCCAGAGGGAAACGCUGCUGCCAGCCCAGGGGGAAACACUGCUGCCAGCCCAGAGGGACCAGCUCCUGCCACCCCAGCAGCUGUUGCAGCCUGCAAGGAGGAGAAAAGACUGCAGGACUGCAAAUCACCUGCUGUCCAACCGAGGUUUCCUGAUAAGAGAAAAAAGAAGAGCAAUUCCCAAGCAUGAAAUGUUUCAAAGAUCUAAAAGGAUGUACGAGCAGCUCCCUGAGGUGAGGAGGAAGAGGGAGGAGGAGCAGAGGAGGCAGGAGUACAACUCCUACCGCCUGAGGGCUCAGCUCUACAAAACUAAGAUCACCAGCCGUGUCCUGGGGAAGAAGGUGUCCUGGAGCUGACCUCAGCCAGCCUGGGCUGGGCACACACAGCCCUGGCACAGGAGAAGGCACUAAAUACUUCUGCAGCCCCACUUUGUGCUCUUGGCUCCCUUCUGUGCUCACUGGUCCUGCCCUACGUAAGAAUCAGGGAUUUGGGGAAGUGUCAGGGUUUUAAAUAAAUAGCUGGGGUUUUAUAGUGGUGUUAGGCACUUCAGAGGAAACACAGUCUGGAAAAACUUGGUUCAUAACAUAUUUAUAACUCCCUGAUUGGAAUAGCAGUUUUAUAUAUUUAUUUUCAACGGGUUUUAACGAAGAUUUUUAGAUUUUUUAAAACUCCUGUCUCAAUGUAGAAAAUUCACUUGUUAUGUUUUGUACUUCAAUAAA